AUGCGAUGUAGAUACGCUGCAGGCUCUGAUUACCCUUUGAGUCUUUCCGAGCUCUUGAGACUAUCCAUGGCACCCAUACUGAAGUCUCUCGUGGACACACACUGCGCGUGCGUAGACACGCAUGGAAACAAACGCGGACGCGACAACGAGAAGCAUCCAUCACGAGAUCUGCCAGUCAGUAAUGGUGCUGUACGCCCGUCUGGCAGUGUAAUAUAUCAAGGACUUACUAUGCAAUCUUUACCAUUGAUAAAGUACGCCAUUGUAACCCAUUGUAAAGGAUCAUCUGAGAGUACAGAGACAUAA
Ascochyta rabiei is the source of this 303-nucleotide messenger RNA. RefSeq lists its product as uncharacterized. Bases 1 to 303 code for a protein of 100 amino acids. The transcript has 2 exons. The record is from RefSeq and is a predicted model, not a curated record. Lineage: Eukaryota; Fungi; Ascomycota; Dothideomycetes; Pleosporales; Didymellaceae.